Molecule: messenger RNA, 3046 nt
Organism: Centruroides sculpturatus (bark scorpion)
Lineage: Eukaryota; Metazoa; Arthropoda; Arachnida; Scorpiones; Buthidae
Exons: 6
Coding region: 411-1598 (395 amino acids)
Biological process (GO): sensory perception of taste
Cellular component (GO): membrane
Source: RefSeq, a predicted model, not a curated record
AACUGAUCGGGAUUUCUGUCGGGAUUUCUGUUAGACUCGACUUUCUGGAAAUCCUGGAAAACUGUUAUAAUAUUAAAAUAUCUUACUUAAGUUACCGAACUAAUGCUAACGAAAAUCUAAUAUAAACUAGAAUGAAUAUCUCAACGAUUUGUAAUUCCAGCCAUGAAUUAAUUAAAAAGAAUGAAAAUGAUCUAUUUGAUGAUUGUACGAUUUUUUAUAUUAUAACGAUUAUUAUGUAGGCUAUAUUACAUACUCCAAUAGAUAUGGAUUAUUUCGUUUUAAGAUUUCAUCGUUUUUUCUUCAAAUAUUUUAUUACAAAAUUGACUUGUUCCCAUCAUAUUCGUUAGAUUUAAAUUAGUUAAAUAAUACUUAAGAUCUUCUCUAACUUUAAAAUAACUAUUGUUCAAGACAUGGAGGAUUCAGAUUGUUAUAUUUGUAUUAUGAAAUAUAUAUUUCUUUAUCUUAAAAUAUUUGGUUUAUCAGGGAUUAUUCCUGAUAAAUUGUGUAAGCAUGAAUCGGGACGACAUUCUAAUAAAAGGCAAGUAAUCGAGUUUCUUAUCACUUUACUGUCUUGGGGACAAUUUUCCUUUUGGUUUACUUUGCUUGUAAUUGAAAUUAAAUACGGAUUAGGCAAUACUUUUCAUCAUUUAAAUUUUUUAAAGAAAUAUACAAAUGGAAUUAGAUUUUUCCUAAAUUUUCAAACAAAUUUGAUAUUUUUCUAUUCAUGUAUCCAAGUUAUUUUCAAUUUCAUUCGAAAUAAGGACAUAGCAUUACAAAUUGUAGAAUUAUGGCAUAAACAAUCACAAAACAAGCCAUAUUUUUCUUCUAAAAGUGGUAUUCCAAAGGUUGUAAGAGGAUCAAAAAUUGUUGGCUUAUGUUUACCUUUCAUCAUGAUCAUUGUCGUAAUAGGAAUAACAUCCUUGUUUAAGCAAAUUUACAGAGAAGCAAUACGGGAAAUUGGUUACUUAAGAAGCUUAUUUUGUUUAAUAUUGUAUGUUAUAUCUUUUUGUUACGGAUUUGGAAUUUUUAUGACUGCGUAUAUCUACGUCGUUUUCAUAUGUUUCAUUUCAAGAAACAAGUUCAUCGAAAUUGCAAAUGAAUUAAAAACUUUCAAGGAAAAUCCUGAAAGAAUAAAAUAUUUUAAAACAAUCCAAAGUCGCCACAAUAGUGUUUGCAAAUUAGUAGAGUUGUUUGAUAACGUUUUUCGAUAUUACAUAUUUCUAGUAUAUUUCCAUAUGCUCCCUUUGACUUGUUUCAUGUCUUAUCAAGCUUUGUUUGAAGGGAGACCAGCUAUUAUAACUAUAGCUAUAAUUACUGUUGUACUAAGCAUGGUUCUUACUUUUACUUCUUUAACGAUCAUCUGUGGAUCAGUUACUUCUGCAGCAGAUUAUCCUCGCAAAAUUAUUCAUGAAAUUUUUAACUUGGAAAUCCCAUCGGAAAUUCGAUUACAAGCGACGAUAUUUUUACGAAGAUUGAAUGGACCGACAAUAGGUUAUACCUGUCUCAACCUAUUCGUAAUAACGAAAAAUACUUUGUCCAGUAUGCUGAGUAUAUUUAUCACCUAUUUUCUUCUUUACAUACAAUUUAUGAAAGAAUAAUUAUUGGCAUUUUCGGAAAACAAAAAGUGAAUCAUGGUGCUAUUCAUAUAUUGGAUUUUAAAGAAAUAUUUGAUUUUAAAGAAUAUUUGAAAUGCAAAUAUGAAUAUUUCUAUUACUUGUUGAACUAUUUUCUCACAUUAAACAAUUAUAUAGUUAUAUAAACUAUAUGUAUAUAUUUUAAAUAGUUUAUAUUAACGAAACUUAAUUUGUAUACUUUUAGAAGAUUAUUACUUUUUAAAAUCUUUUUCUUAUCCUACAAACUUAUAUUUAAAAAGUGUAAAAUACAACAGUUAAUAUACUAUUUAUCAUUGUGCUAAGUAAGAAAAAUUCAAAUUUUAAAAUAAUCUUAUAAUUUUUCAUUAUUUAAUAACUAAUGCAUUUGUAUGCAUUAGUUAAUGCAUAACAAUAUGCAUUAACUAAAUGUAAGUAUUGAAAUACAUACUCUUGACAUGAGAAUGCUGCUAAUGAAUAAAUUAAUAGAUUGUAAAUUCAGACACGUUAAUGUUUUGUUUAAUACAAAAAUUUUAAACAAAAUAACAAACAUUUUUGUUUAAAACAUUUUAGAUUAUAACAAAGCAUUCUUUUAUGAGGACGAGUCAAAAAAGGAAGAGUAAGAGUGAAUUUGUUACUCACGAAAUACAUUAGGUAGGGUUUAGGUUUAUAAAUUCUUUUUUCAAAGUAGUCCCUAUUGACUUGGCAGACAAUUACUGUAUAUACAAGUCAAUGGAAGACGUACUUAAACCCAUCUUUUGACAUCAUCUUUAGGAUAGUAGUUGAUGAAUCAAAACACUGAUCAACAGCUCCAGUUUUAUAGGAGUGAACAAAUUGUCAACAAAGUCCGGUCUGUAUAGAGAAUGCGGCACACAUUCGAUAUUUUAUCAGGUCAAAUAUUGUAAAACAAAGUUGGCAAAGUGAGGGCUUGCAUUAUCGCAGUGUAAGCGCCAACCAGUUUGAUGCAGCUCAGGGUUUUUACGUCGAAUGUUUGGCCAAGGAUUUCAAAGUUAUCACGUGAUACUGCCCAAAAACCGCUGAAUGCAGGAGCACUUUAUGUUGAUAAACUGUUUCACUAACCGAAGAAGGAAAUCACCAUUAUCUUUUUCACAUUCCGUACAACCUUGGCCAUGGGAUAUGUACAGUGUAUUAAAGCAUCGAACAUCAACGGAUGCCACGCCUUCUACAGCCAUGUCAUUACUCCGACGUGAGGUUUUUUUGUUCUCUCAUCUGAAAUUAGAGCUGCGGGACCUAUAGACCUACGUUCGGUUCAUUAACAGGCAUUCUGAAGAAUAUAUAAUAGCAUUAUUUAACUGUAAAGCCUAAUGUAAAAUUCAGUGAGAUAGCUAGAGGAGCCAUUGGAAUUACUCAAAACAUACCUACUACUAAAUAAAAUUAAAUACCGUAUUUACUCGGAUAUAACACGAUCUCGCAUAUAGGACGAGGUGUGACUUUAA